Molecule: messenger RNA, 2204 nt
Organism: Vanrija pseudolonga
Lineage: Eukaryota; Fungi; Basidiomycota; Tremellomycetes; Trichosporonales; Trichosporonaceae
Exons: 15
Coding region: 185-2053 (622 amino acids)
Source: RefSeq, a predicted model, not a curated record
GCUCAUCCGACGCUUACCAUCUCACAGCUCUUGCUUGCAAAGCACUCACAUCGAGCAUUGUGCAUACAUAAAGCGCGAGCUCGACCGUGCGGGACCUCCUUUACCACCCAGUAUCGACUGGUGAUUGACACCCAAGCUCAAAACAAUAACAACCUGGACACCCGUCCCUGCAAUCCGCUCCACCAUGGCCUCGACCUCGGCUACCGACAUCAACAACAGCUACAACAGCAUCGGGGGCGACAGCUUGGACCACCCCAAGGCUCCAAACCUCACCCAUCGCAGCUCAUCGACGCCCGGCACGCCCGGCGGUGCAGGCGGCAACGAGCACCACCACCGCGCAGAGCAGGGCAAGUACGGAAACACCGACAACCUCAUCUUUCACGACGACUACUAUGGCUACCAGCACAUUACUCGUAUCCGUGAGAUCUUCCGCCCGCCCGUGGUCCGCCAGUGGAUUGAGAAUGGCAAACUGUACCGCGAGCCUGGAAGCCGUGAGAUUUCGCGCUUCGAGCUCUUCUUCGACCUGCUCUUCGUCGCCAUCAUCCACCAGCUCGCCGACGCUGCCGCAGUGGCCGCCACAGGAUUAGCAGUUGCGCGCUUCAUCCUGACCUUCUACCCCUCCUGGAGUAUCUGGCAGGAGGCGACGCGCUACUCGAACGUCUCCGGCACUGAUGAUAUGCUCCACCGUCUUUGGGUCCUGAUCGGCAUGGGAUGUCUUCUCGGCUACAGUGCCAACGCGACUGCUAUCGAGAUUCACCCCACUAAAUCCGAGAUGGCCUUUGACCACUCGGCCAUGCAGGCUGCUGUUGCCUUCUGGCUUGUCAUCAAGCUCACUCGAGUCGUCGUUCUGUGGUGGUACGCUUAUCGUCUGCCCGAUUUCCGCACUUUCCACAUCUUCCACGGUAUUGGUGUUCUGAUCCCUAUGCUCUUUUACCUUCCCCUCAUCUGGGUGACCAACCGCCCCGCCCAAAUUGCGCUCGCAACGAUUGCAAUCUGUGUGGACUUGAUCCGUCUUGACUCGGUUGCCUUGAUUGCCUGGGGCCGUCUCAACCAGACUCGGAAGUUCAGGCGCGAUCAGGUGGCCGGUCUCAAUCCCGAGCGAGGCAGAGGUCUUACGCUCGGCCGUAUUGACCUUCCGAACAUGAAGUUCCCAGCCAUCAAUAUUGAGCACAGCAUUGAGCGCAGCGGCGCCUUUGUUGUCAUUGUGUUGGGUGAACUCGUGAUGAACAUGCUCUACGUCGCUACUCCUGCUUCGUCGGGAGAGAGCUCUGGUGGCCACACCAACACGACGACAAGUGAAGGAGCCACUGGCGAGGGUGGUCAUGUGGCACGCCAGGUGGUUUCUACACUCUUCAACUUGGCCGCUGAGGCUGCGUCCGGCUCGCCCACUACCAACGCCUCCACUGUGGGCCUGUCACCCAAGUACGGCAAGGCUGUCCUCGGCCUCAUGGUUGCUUGGGCUCUCAACUUCCUGUACACAAUCCCCAGCGAGGAGCUGAACCAGUACACUCACGCUCUCCGCCGAAGCUGGCUCACAGGUCUGCUGUUCUCCUUCCUUCACUGGCCCCUCUGUGCUGCGCUGGUGUUAGCCUCAGCUGCGGCAAGCAAGUUUGUUCUGCACGACGAGGAGCUCAAUUCGGAAGAGAGCGUCACGCUUCUGCCAGGCCUUCGAUGGUACUGGGGCUGUGGCCUCGGAUUUGCACUCAUCAUCACCGCCUCUCUUGACCUGUUGCACGGGUCCAUGCACCACUGGCGCGCCACGAGGAUCCCGAGGGGUGUUCGGUUCGCGUUCGCUGUGAUGGGCGGUCUAAUUUUAAUCCUGGUGCCUCUUGCGGGAGAUCGCCUCAACAUCCUGUCCACGAUGGGCGUCUCGGUCGGAGUUGUGUGGGCCGUGGUCGCGGUCCAGGCGAUUGGCAUCUUGCCGUCCAAGUGGGCGCUUGCCCACCCGGACUUGGCCGCCCGCGGGCAGACUGAAACAGACACGCGGCCUAGAGACGAGCAUGGCCAGGUUAUCGUGACGCAGGCGACCGCGGCCAACAUCCUCGCCGAGUGAUCGGGGCGUGAGCUGCUUUAGUCGCGGCGACAGGUGCCCACCGUGUCAUCGAGAUCCGUCCGUCAGUCUGCCCUGACUCUGAGCGUCGCCGUGACCAUCACCAUCUAUCUAUUCCGCUAUUCCGUAGGAUGAGAUGCAGUGGAUAAGGGGG